AUCCCAAUUAGAAAAAUGUUGCAUUGUCAAUGUACCUCUAAAUAGACGAAUGGUAUACACUGAAAUUCUAGGCUAAAUUGGAUGAUAAUUAUUGUUCACUCUCUAAUCAAACUUUGCACUGCACAGUUCGAACACCACUUCCCCUAGGACUCUGACGCCCCAUUUAAAGCCUGCCACCGGCACACGCUCGUUCACUCCGUGAAAUAUCUUCCCGAAUUUUAUGUCGGGUGGAAACCUAAUGGGAGUGAACCCCAAACAAAUUGGUCGUUUCUGCGGGUGUCUGGAGUAAAAAUACGAGUCGGUAGAACCUGGGACCAUUGUCGGGAGAAUUGGUGCACCGUCGGCAUGCUUGGCGAUUGUUUUUGCUACGACCGACAUGACUUCGCUGCAGGCUGGGUUGGUCAAGUCUUCGCUGACGGCCUCACGACUUACCAUCACCUCUAGCGUCACUUCCGGUGGGAUUUCUUCCCCACCGGUUGGAUCUGGAGCUGGCUCGAACAUACGUGGACCAAUCAGAUCCUUGAUAUCUUGGACGACGUCAUCGAUUGUGCAGCCGGGGAGGAGACGAGCAUUUAUGAUCAUCCAGGCUGUGGGCGGGAUUUGAUUAGCCUUGUCGCCCCCGCCAAUUAUUGUAGGGGUUGCCGUGUUGCGCAUAAGCGGAGAGAAAAUGUUCACUUGGUCGGCUGUGAGUAGAUUGUUCAUGAUUACGCUGGUGAACAUGGGCGAGAGGAGACGACGAAAAAUGGCCGAUUUUGGAAACGGGAGUACGUCGGCGAUGCCGUUUAUCGAGGCUGUGUUCACAGGGUUAACCCGAACAGGGAGUCGACCGUGGGUUAAUUUGUGUGCCAGCAAACCCACUUUAGCGAUGGGGUUUUCAUCAUUGUGAACCGACGCAUGCCCUCCCUCUCCUCUUACAGUCAACUUCACUCUGGCACUGCCCUUCUCGGCAAACUGAACGGGAAAAACCUCUCUGUCGCUUAUGAACAUUGAAAAACCUCCAACUUCGUUGAAAACCACAUCGGCUUGAAUCAAAUCCGGGCGAUUUUCGAUCAAGUACUUGACUCCAUAAGCCGAGUCGGAGCGUUCUUCGUCCGCCAAGCCGGCAAAGAUGAGGUCGCGCCCGAGACCGACGCCGGCCUUCUUUAUAAAGCAGAGGAGAGCUACGGACUGGGCCGCCAUGUGCUUCAUGUCUACGGCCCCACGUCCGUACAAGCAGCCGUCCGCCUCGUCUAUCUCGGCUCCGUAUGGAUCGUGCUUCCAUCCCUCGGCGGCCCAGUGUUCUUUAGGCGCGUGCACCGUAUCCAGAUGAGCACUCAGCAAGAGGGGACCUUUCCCCGACGUUCCGUCUCCAGUAAGGCGCGCUACGAUGUUCCCCCGACCCGGUUUGGGCUCGAUCACUUCGUAGGGUACCCCCGCCUCGUCGAAGCGCGCCUUCAGCAGCUCCACUGCCGCUGUUUCCGUGCCCCCCGCCUCCUCGAAGUUCUGCGUGUCUGUGCGGAUCAGAUCACGAAGUAGGCCCAGGGCGUCGGCUUGUAUUUCGGCCCACUUUGCCUCCAUAUACUCCUCCAUUUUUCUUCGUGGUUCGCGGUCGGUGGUGUGGUGCAAAGAAAGGGGUGGAGCUCGUUUAUGACACGUGAUCAGGCUAGCUAGCUAACUAGCUAGUAGAGCUGCGCAUCAUCUGCGAUCAUGAAGCUAUGCCAGGGUGUCUUGCUGCUCGCAUUCAACCAUCUGUGCUGUGCUCUAGCUGCAGACGGACCUAUCGUGGCAACACUCUACGGAAAGAUCCAAGGAAAGUAUACUAGCACAGCACAGGUCUUUACAUCAAUACCCUAUGCUCGACCACCAACCAAUGAACUCAGAUGGAAAGACUCAGUUCCUCCAGAGCCCUGGGAAGGUGUAAUAGAGACGGUGGCAGAUCCUCCAGGUUGUCCACAGGGCAUCCCCUGCAACCUGCCUCUUCCCGAACUCACCUGCCCCAAGAGAGUCACUGAAGACUGCCUCUAUCUCAACGUAUUCACCCCGCUCAGUGCGCAGCCUGAUGCUAAAAUUCCAGUGAUGGUUUUCUUUCACGGCGGAAACUUUUUGAGGGGUUACUCUGGAGGCCUGUUGUACGAUGGGCAAUACAUUGCCAACACUAGUAGAACCAUUGUUGUGACGGUCAACUAUCGUCUCGGAGCUAUCGGCUUUUUAGUCCUUGGCGAAGGUAGCGAUGCCAUUGAAGGCAACUAUGGGUUCAAGGACCAGCGCCUUGCUCUACACUGGGUUCAGGACAACAUAGCCGCCUUCGGUGGCGACCCCGGUCAGGUCACCAUCUGGGGUCAGAGUGCAGGGGCCGUUUCCGUGGCGCUACACAUGACAACAGUCAGAAGCAGUGGCCUGUUCAAUAAAGUGAUAAUGGAGAGCGAACCUAUUGAACUAACUCUUAAGGACAGGAAACACGCCCUGAAACUAGGAACAGAUUUUUCCAAAGAACUAGGUUGUGGUGAUAAAGAUAUUGCUUGCCUAUACUCAAAGAACAUCACUCUCAUAUCUGCUGUAGAAGAUGCACUUCUCUCGAAAAUCGUUGACCCUCUCCACGCAUUGGAGAUCUUUCUUCAGUGGACUCCCACCAUCGACGGUGUAGAUAUACUAGAUCAACCUUUCAACCUCCUUGCUAAUGGAGAAGCAGCCGAGAUACCAACAAUCAUCGGCACAGUGUCCCAAGAGGGAAUCUUCUUCAUCUACGAAGCCUCUCCAAAACCAUUAUCAAGAGUGGAAUACGAUGUAGCUGUUGUGGCUCUGUUUCCACUCCAUUUUGCCGCCGUCUUCCGCCACUACCCAGCACCCGAGGACGGACAGGACUGCAGAAUGCAGCUCGCAGUGGCCGGUACGGACUACACCUUCACGUGUCCAAACCGCUACGCCGUGAGAGGAUUCAUCGACACCACGGCGGCUCCCACGUGGACCUACGUCUUCAAUCACUCCAUCUCCUUCACCAGCUGGGGCCAGAACUUCACGUUCUGCGACGGACACUCCUGCCAUGGGGUGGAGCUGCCGUUCGUGUUCCACACGGCGCCACUGGCAGGCUUCAACUACUCCCAGUCAGAGCUGGAGCUGGCGGACCACAUGGUCACCUACUGGACCAACUUUGUACACACGGGGGCCCCAACGGUGCUCAAGACAACACUCAAGACCUGUUGGAUUGGCCCAGAUAUGAUGCCUCUGACAGUGGAAAGUCUCUGAGAUUCAGAGCUCCGGGCACUGAUGUUAUCAGUGAUUAUCAGGGAGAGAUAUGUGACUUUUGGGAUACUGUAGGUUACAACGAUGGCUAGAGCGUCCUUUUUGAUCGCAGCACUAUAAUGUGUGGGACACCAACAGUUUAUUUUAUGGACAAACAUAUUUAUUGUGAGUUUGGAUUAUUACCUUUUGUGUGAAUUGGCGGUGUUAAAAAACGGAAAAAUUUUUCAAAGAGUGAAAAAUGAGAGAUAGUUGAUGAGGAUACUGUUAGCACUUGUACUCGGGUAGUCCUUUGGCAAAAAGAGCCAUCUUGUGGAGGUUCUCGCUGCGAAGGAAAAACUUUGGCCUGCUGUUGAGGUAAGUCGGAACGUCUGUUUCUUGCAGCGGGAGAACAAUUGCGAUUUUGUCCAGCAACUGCCUGUUUCCGCCGUAAGACGGAGUUACCAAUCCGUGGCAGAGCUGCUUGAAAACUGGCACCAGGCUGGUCAGCCUGUCGCUCUGGUUGUACCACUCGCGAUAAAACGCGUCGUUACAGACGCAGAAAACGGCAGACACCUCCCUCAUCUGGGCCUCCAGCCAUGACGCGGGGCACUCUCUCGGCGUCGAAGUGUCCUCCGACACUGUCCGUAUGUUGUACUGGGUGAGGUCCCUCACCAGGAGGUGCUGUAUGGUCUUCUGCUCCUCGUCGAGGCUGGCUUUGGAGUAGAGAAUCAGAGCAGACGGAGGAGGAGGGAAAUCGUUACUCGGCUGUUGUGAGCUGGACAGACUCCGGGGUCUCUUUCUGUACGAGGAUCUAGAGUCGGUUCUGGCGGUCUUUGUACGUACGGAUUCAGAUCUGGCUCUCUUGGGUAUUCUCUUUGUGAGACCAGGUCUACCGGUUUUAUCAGUCGAAACUCCAUCGUUUGUGGCAGUCGAACGCCCACCAUUAGGGCACACUUCGUCUUUCUUCCUGCUAUCUUUCCCUCCAUAGUUCCCGUCCGAGGAUCCCUCAAAAGCGUCGUCAUCUUCCAGGGACAUGCUGACGCCACUUAUCUUCUCGGAGUCGGAACUA
Molecule: messenger RNA, 4267 nt
Organism: Geodia barretti
Lineage: Eukaryota; Metazoa; Porifera; Demospongiae; Tetractinellida; Geodiidae
Source: the annotation of a GenBank genome assembly